GUCGUUGCACAAUGCGCACCAUUCUUGCGUACUGUAUGCAUAUAACGAGGGAACUCGCUCUUACAUUUUAGAUGUUACCAGUCUUCCCAAAAUUAUGAUCUUAGAUUUACCGGUAUUCGGCCCAUGACGAAAAUCAUGUACAAAGUAGGGAAAAGACGCAUGGGGAAUUAACCUUAAGUCCCGGACGUCCCUAAAUUUAAACCAUUGUGAUGGAUUAACGUUGGAUGUUUAUUUUAAAGUCUCCCUCACUCCACAAAAAUAUCUUCAAUUUAGUGAUGAAGAAAUCAAGUUUUCUUCGCCGUGGACGGGAUUAUGGAUUGCCUGCCUGGGAACAUGGUUGGAUUCUGGGAUUGGGGAUAAGGGAUCUGUUUCUAUCAGUCCGUACCAGGUAAGGAUGAGUGGGGGUGAGGUGGAAGGAGGCUCAUUACUGUGGAUAAUGCGUUCAAGGGGCUCCUUUGAUACGAAGUUUGUUGUUCUUUUUUUUCCCGUCUAGGAUGCGGACAUGGUGGUGGGCGUGUUUCUUUGGGUGAAAAUUUCUGGUCGGUCUUUGAUGUGCUUGCUUGGCUCUAUCUCUGUCUGGCAAUAGGUGAGGGAGGGAUGUAGGUAUCCAUGCAGAUAUGGAGCGGUUAUCAGUGUAAGCCCGCCACAAUCGCCGCUCGUGAAGGAAGGGUAAAGUACGAGCUACUGGUGGAUUAUGUACGUCUGCGGCGUGGGAUUUGUGUUUCGGGUAACGGAUGGGAUUUGUCGUAAAGGUUGCAUUGUCAUUCCCCCUUACCUUUACUUACUCAUCUGAUUAUCUUGCACCUUUAUUUAUUUUCCGUCGUGGUGCAUUCCUUCUCCUCUUCAUGUGCGGAAAAGAAUCGGUAUCAACAUGGCGAUUUUCAACGAUCUGGCCAUAGCGACUGCGCGACGUCCUUAUCCGUUUGUCCUCGCGCUUCUUCUCACGCUUCUCGUCUUCCUCUAUACUACUGGCCCCCAAACUUUUUCCCCGGCGCCGCCUCCAAGAAUAUAUACCCCGACUGUCGGCCAUGGAUCUGAUGUGCAGCAGGAUUCGGAGUAUAUCAGUGGACGAUUUGGAUUCGACGGGACGUGGAACUAUACGAGAGAUUAUCGCAAUUUGUUCUUGACGCAAGAGCAAUGCGAUGUCGCUUUCCCGGGACUGUUUGAGGAGGUGGAGAGACCGGUCAAGUUGAGGAAGAACAAGAAGGUGACGAAGAAGGAAUUGGAUGAUACGCCAGCGUUGAAUGGGUUUAUCAGGGCGAUGAUUUUCGAUCAGCAGUUAUACAUAAUCGAUACCUCUGGGAAAAUCUACUCCCGCGGCAUCGCCACCCUACAUGCUCUCCACCGCGCAAUGCUCACCUCUCCCGAGCCCCUCCCCAACAUCGAAUUCACCAUGAACGUAGACGAUAAGAUGGAAGGACAUCCUCAAUGGCUCUAUGCACGAGUCGCCAAAAAUCAAGAAACAUGGCUCAUGCCCGAAUACGGUUUUUGGUCCUGGCCCGAGACGAAAAUCGGUAGUUACGGAGAAAUGCAAAUGAAAGCCAUCCUGACCGAGAGCGAGUGGCCAUGGAGUCGGAAGAUUGAUAAAUUGUUAUGGCGAGGCGCGACGAUGAAUUUGGAGGUUCGCAAGAAAUUUGUCAAUGUGACGGAAGGAAAGGCGUGGGCGGAUGUGAAGACGUUGGAUUGGCAUAAUGAGGGGAGUAUGAAGAAUGACUUGAAGAGUAUGGAUGAACAUUGUCAAUACAAGUUUCUGGCGCAUACCGAAGGGAAUUCCUAUUCCGCGCGUCUGAAAUAUUUGCGGAAUUGUAGAUCGGUGAUCGUGGCGCAUAAAUUGGAGUGGAUGGAAUUUUUCCAUCCGUUGAUGAAGAAGGAUGGGCCGGAACAGAAUUAUAUUGAGGUGGAUAGAGAGUUUGAGGGGUUGGAAAACAAGAUGGUGGAAUUGAUUGAGAAGAAGGAUCAGAAAGAGGUCGAAGAGAUUGCGGAGAGGAGUGUGAGACUUUUUAGAGAGAGAUAUCUUACGCCGGCGGCGGAGACGUGCUAUUGGAGACGCUUGAUAAGGGGCUGGAAAGAGGUGAUGGGGUUUGAGGUGGAGUUUUUCAAUGUGACGAAGUCGGGAGAGAAGAAGUGGAGGGGGGUGCCGGUGGAAUCUUUUCUGUUGGAGAGGAGGUUGGAGUGGGAUCCUUAUUAGGUUUGAGGUUUGAAUGAGGGGGGAGAGGAGGGUAAACGGGGGGUAAGGUGCAUAUGCAUAUGCAUGAUACUUAAUAUUUUGCAUACAAUGGAUUUUUGGUAUCGGUUGUGAUCUUAGGGGUCAGGAUAGGUAAGACUCUUCAGGAUGAGAAUGUAUGUAUGAACGUUUAACACAAGACAUUCUUGAUGUCAUCAUCAUACAAUGAGACGAAAAUUACGAUAUGCAUAGAAACAAUAUAGCAAGAAAAUCUAUGGAAGUGAUAGGGUUACACAACACGUGCAUAUACAUGCUCGCUUCGAUUUAAGGUUCAUUCUGUACAUUGAUGGAAUUAAUAUAUUUGCCCAAGAUCUA
Messenger RNA from Botrytis cinerea B05.10, 2539 nucleotides. RefSeq lists its product as hypothetical. The record is from RefSeq and is a predicted model, not a curated record. The transcript has 2 exons. Bases 872 to 2188 code for a protein of 438 amino acids. Lineage: Eukaryota; Fungi; Ascomycota; Leotiomycetes; Helotiales; Sclerotiniaceae.